GAUUCAAAAACGCUCCACACACAACUGCGAUCUAGUUUGCCAGCAUGUUUCGGGAAUUUGUUUUUUGUGUUUUGGUGUUCUGCGGCGUUCAGAUAUAUGAGGCAGGGGUAACUACAUGGACAGCUCCUGAUGCUUUAGGUACCCCAGAUGGCAAUAUACCAGUCCCAACUGCAAUAGCAGAAGGCGCCACUGCUGGGGCACCCCUCUUUACAGCCACAGCAACUGCUGACAACGCCCUUGGCCCCUAUAUUCUUGUUGAUGAUGCGGGUGGUAAAGGAACGAUAGAUGGAGGCACUGGCGUAGUGUCCUUGGCAACUGGCCAGACGCUGGAUUUUGAAGCGGCUCAAACUCUUAUAUUUAAAGUAAAGGCUACUGAUAGUGUAGACGGCGGUGUUGGAACAGCCACCAUUACCCUUACAAUUUCCGACGUCAAUGAAGCGCCAGCGUACGCAGAGGCACAGUUCACAGAGUGUGUUGAGGACAACUCUGGCGCUGACACGCUGGUAGGCACAUAUACAGCCACAGAUCCGGACGCAAGCGAUACUGUCACAUACUCCAUUGCCUCUGGAGACACCAACUCUGACUUCGUUUACGGGACAGAUGGUACACCAGCAAGACGCUUGAAAAAAGCACAAUGGCAACCUACACGUUGGUGCUUCAUGCCACUGACACCGGACCCCUAACCGGAACAGCAACGGUGACGUUGAGUGUCGAGUCAACAUGCAGCGGCGCGGAAGCCUUCGGUGCCAUGUUUGUGUCUGUGCUUAUGUCUGCGAUUGUUUCUUAUCUGAUAUAAUUAAGUGAGUUCUAAAGUUACCGAAGAGAAUCUCUGUCAACAAAGUUGAUAUUUCAGAUUAACAGAUAAAUGUGAAAAACUAACAAUCAUUAACAUAUUAUGAAAUAAAACAAACAUAACGACCACAAUCAACAUAACACAUAGGCCAAUAUUCCAUGAACAUUCUUAAAAUAAAAUCGAUGCUUAGUUGUUUUUUUAAUUUCCAGCUGUUAUUUUGUUGAAAUUUCUGCUUAAACCUUUAGCAAAUACCAUGGGUUAUGCCAAGACAUAUUUCCAAAUAAUAACUCUCUGAACUUACGAACCAAUGUUGACAUCAGCGAGGUUGCGAAACGCUCCAUGUACGUACCCGAGGUUGCUUCUCUUCAAAUGAAAUACCUUUAAGUCAUGGGUACAUUUGAUAAAUUAUAAACGUGUAGCCGAUAUGAAUCUUAUUCCCAUUGGUUUGAGAAAGUUAAGCAAAGUUGAGCAAACUCAAUAUACACACGGUAACACUUGUACAAAAUUGAAUCCAAUCACAAGGAACGCGCACCGAUGUCUUUGAGCCUACACGUACAAUCAACUUUUGACACCAACUGUAACCUUAAGUGCAACUACACGCAGUGUUUCGCAAACGAGGUGUUAUCUCUGUUUUAUCUGAAGUGAUGUGCUGUAUACCUUCAAUUCAUGCUUUUAUUAUUAUACCUUGAUAUAUAUUUCUGAUCUUUGUACAAUGACAGUUUUGUUUCUUACACAUAUGAUAAUUGUAUUUUGUUACAAAAUGUCAACUGUUUAAUCUAUUAUAAGAUCAUACGAUUCAGAGUUGUAAACAUAUUUUUUAAUAAAAACUUAGUUGCUUAGAUAGCCACCAUCCAAAAUAUGUGAUAUAAAAAAGACAAACAAGUUGAAUUCAACCGUUUGGUUUUGUACAACCGAUUAUGAGUUAUAUUACCCAUAUUUCUUCUAAUAAAGUGUGUAGUGUGUAUACCAAUUUCGGAUGCCAGUCAGAUUUACGGAGAUUGUCUCGAUUUGAAAACAUUCAAAUUACUUUUUCGAAAUACGUUAUGAUUUUUCAUGAAAUAGCCUAGGUAAAUCCAACAUGAAUUACUAACACAGUAACGACACUUGGAUUUCUUAGAGCAGGACUUUUACGUUUUGGUUACUCUCGAGACAAUUUCUUAUCUGACAAGCUACCGAUAGUGUGAUAAAAAUAAAUGAUA
This is a messenger RNA of Mya arenaria, 1992 nucleotides long. RefSeq names its product protocadherin Fat 2-like. Gene Ontology annotation, molecular function: calcium ion binding; cadherin binding. Gene Ontology annotation, biological process: homophilic cell-cell adhesion. The record is from RefSeq and is a predicted model, not a curated record. Gene Ontology annotation, cellular component: membrane; catenin complex. Lineage: Eukaryota; Metazoa; Mollusca; Bivalvia; Myida; Myidae. Bases 45 to 683 code for a protein of 212 amino acids. The transcript is spliced from 5 exons.